Molecule: messenger RNA, 1267 nt
Organism: Diachasmimorpha longicaudata
Lineage: Eukaryota; Metazoa; Arthropoda; Insecta; Hymenoptera; Braconidae
Exons: 3
Coding region: 154-459 (101 amino acids)
Source: RefSeq, a predicted model, not a curated record
GUAUGAGCCCGGCAAUUUGUAUCGAACGCGAACAGUUGCUUUUGUCGAAACACAAAGGUCAUAAAAGAUUACGACUCAAGCCUCAAUAAUGAGGCGUAAAGUAUACAUUGAUAGUAGACCCCAUAGCCUCAAUACGAUAAAACGAGGGUAACAAUGCGCUAUCAGUGCAGUUGUGACUGCCUCAACAACGUAAUCUCGCUCUCAAUUAAAUCAAGAGGUCGGAGAGUUAUGUUUUGCCAGUUGGUCAGGGCCUUAAUUGGACUCUUCGAAGGGAGCCCAAGUUUCAAGUUGGAAAACGUGCGGGUUACGACUUUCAGUGCAGACAGGAUGCUAUCCUCGACACAGGAUGCACUUGGGGUGGAAUUGUCACGACUGGCCUUGAAAUACGCCCCACCUCGUUCACCGGAUAUAUUCCUGAGGGAGACUUCCGUAAGAGGGGAGUGCCAGUCGUUCUGGUGAUACCUGACAUGGACUAGAAAAUCGGUGGAUCGGGUACUCGAAGGUCAAGUGAAAUUCCGGUAAAAUAAUUGAUCAUUCUCUCUGGAGAAUUAAACGAUCAAUAAUUUUUCAUUAAAAAAAACGUUUGAUUCAUAGGAAAUCACAAAGAAUUAAUGGUUCCCUGAAAAUUCCAAAAUUUCCUUGAAUUCCUUUCACUCAAAUCGGAUUCAAUGGUGGGACCAUUAACCCGUCUGCCAUAUUUUGCAUAAAGUUGUAAAAAAUUUGAAAAAACAUAAUAAUGUUUAGUCGAGUUCGAGUAGAUUCGAAUGAGGAAAGUUCUGCGCUUUGAUCAUCGUUCCGUCGGGACCUAAUUUUACCCCAAGGAUAGAAAAACAUGGAGACGUUUACGAGGUAUCGCCCACGCGAUUCAUCGAUUGGUCAGGAUAAACAUGAAGAAGGUGAAGAAUAACAUUGGAGUCCGGUUUACGAGGCUUUGAAGAGCGAAUCAAGCGGAGAAAAUUUGGCUCCGGUCGUGCUCUUAUCAAACUUCAGCGGUUGGUACGCAAUCAAUACGGAAGUAGACAUCCGGUCAGGGUUCGCUAGAAGUUCCUGAUUGUUUUCCUAAAAGGUAACGGUCGAGGAGAUUUCGAGAAUUUUCACUGAGUUGACAUGUUGAAUUAGUACUGAUCAGUGAUUACACAGACGAAAAACUUUCAUUAAUAUUUACUUAUCAAUUCCAGUAGGGCCUGUUGGUCUGAUAACUUUUCAUCUUGUUUAUAUUAGUUUAACGAUACCCUUGAGAUUGAUUGUGUAAUUCAUUUUGCCUAUC